AUGUUUGCACCAGUUGCGGAACAUGCCGGCAUGGCAGCCGUGUUCUUGCAUUGCCCUCCUGGCUACAUCUUGUACACUGGCGUAAUUGCAUUGAUACCUGUCUGGCCGUCUCCCACAACACCCCAAAUCAACACAUUUCGAUCUCAUCAAUGCAUACAUGCCCGUCCAACCUUCCCAUUUCCAUCUCAACCCAAUCCGCACCGCCAAACCAGACUAAUCUUCCCUUCCAGAAACCUCAGUGCCGACACCGGCGCCGGCAUAGGGCGCAUCACCACCUCCCUCCUCGCGCCCCUAAGCACCUCCGUCGACGUAAUCGAGCCCAUCACCAAAUUCACCGACCAACUCCGCGCGGAGCACCCAGCCCUCUUCACCUCCUCCCCACCAACCAUCUCCCGCAUCAUCAACACCGGCCUCGAAUCCUGGCACCCAGAGCCCAACCGCCACUACGACCUCGUCUGGAACCAGUGGUGCCUAGGCCACCUCACCGACGCCGCCCUGAUCGCGUACCUGCGCCGCCUCCGCCCCGCCCUCUCCCCGCGCGGCUGGGUCGUCGUCAAAGAAAACGUCACGGGCGACGGCAAACGGCGACGGUUUGUUGCUCCGAUCUCAAACGCAAGUGAGGACACCACCACCUCAGAACUGGGCGGCCACGACGAUGACAUCGCGCACGAAAUCCCCCUGCAGCUCGGCGAUGAAGACCAGUACGACGACGAGGACAGCAGCGUGACGCGCAGCGCCGGAAAAUUCGAGUACUGCUUCGCGCAGGCGGGCUGGCGGGUCGUGCGCACCGAGGUCCAGCGCGGGUUCGGGAAGGAGCUGGGCUUGUUUCCCGUGCGGAUGUGGGGGUUGCAGCCGCUGGAGGAGGGCGGUGAUGAUGGUGAUGUUUAG
This is a messenger RNA of Cyphellophora europaea CBS 101466, 888 nucleotides long. RefSeq lists its product as uncharacterized. NCBI's taxonomy places the organism in Eukaryota, Fungi, Ascomycota, Eurotiomycetes, Chaetothyriales, Cyphellophoraceae. The transcript has a single exon. The record is from RefSeq and is a predicted model, not a curated record. Gene Ontology annotation, molecular function: N-terminal protein N-methyltransferase activity. The coding region runs from base 1 to 888 and encodes 295 amino acids. Gene Ontology annotation, biological process: N-terminal protein amino acid methylation. Gene Ontology annotation, cellular component: cytoplasm.